Molecule: messenger RNA, 3375 nt
Organism: Patiria miniata (bat star)
Lineage: Eukaryota; Metazoa; Echinodermata; Asteroidea; Valvatida; Asterinidae
Gene: wipi2
Product: WD repeat domain phosphoinositide-interacting protein 2-like
Exons: 11
Coding region: 177-1613 (478 amino acids)
Biological process (GO): nucleophagy; autophagy of mitochondrion; protein localization to phagophore assembly site
Cellular component (GO): cytosol; extrinsic component of membrane; phagophore assembly site membrane
Molecular function (GO): protein binding; phosphatidylinositol-3,5-bisphosphate binding; phosphatidylinositol-3-phosphate binding
Source: RefSeq, a predicted model, not a curated record
GAGGAAGCAAAGGUACCUGACCAUUAAUUCUGACGAUUAUUUCCAUCCAGCGAAGACAGCUGUACGGUGAAAACUGUCAACGUCGGUGGGAUUUUUACCCGAGAAUUUCCCCCGGAAAUCUCUUCCUGCAGGCCAUGCACGGACUACAGAGCUGACAGGGCGACAAAGCAGGCCUCAUGAACCUCGCAAACCAGCCCGCAGACCCAAGCUCCAACCUCCUUUUUGUGAAUUUUAACCAGGAUUACACAUCUCUGGCAGUUGGAGCUAAGACAGGGUACAGGCUUUUCUCACUCACAUCAGUUGAUAAACUUGAGCAGAUCUACGAAAAUGAUUCGGAGGACAUCUGCAUCGUGGAGCGACUGUUCUCCAGCAGUCUGGUGGCAGUGGUCAGCCUGUCGGCGCCCCGCAAACUCAAGGUCUGCCACUUCAAGAAGGGCACGGAGAUCUGUAACUACAGCUACUCCAACACUAUCCUAGCUGUCAAGCUCAACAGAAAGAGGCUUAUUGUGGCACUGGAGGAGUCCCUCUACAUCCACAACAUCCGUGACAUGAAGGUCCUACACACCAUCCGGGACACCCCUCCCAAUCCCCAUGGCCUCUGCGCUCUCUCCGUCAGCAACGACAACUGCUACCUGGCUUACCCGGGCAGCAACCAGAUCGGGGAGGUCCAGAUCUUUGAUACGGUCAACCUGCAGGCUGUCACCAUGAUCCCGGCCCACGAUAGCCCCCUAGCCGCGUUGGCGUUUGACCACAGCGGGACCAAACUUGCCACGGCCUCGGAGAAGGGCACAGUAAUCAGGGUAUUUUCCAUCCCUGAUGGCAAGAAGGUGUUUGAAUUCCGACGAGGUGUCAAGAGAUGUGUCAGUAUAAGCUCUCUAGCAUUCAGCUCUGAUUCCAUGUUCCUGUGUGCGUCCAGUAACACAGAGACCGUCCACAUCUUCAAGCUGGAGAUACCCAAAGAAAAAUCCACAGAGGAGCCCACAAGUUGGAUGGGGUACCUAGGCAAAGCCCUGAUGACCCCAGCUAACUACCUCCCUUCCCAAGUCACUGAGGUCUUCAACCAGGGCAGGGCCUUUGCUACCGUCAAGCUACCCUUCUCUGGCCUCAAGAAUGUCUGCGCUCUUGCCAAUAUAUCUAAGCCUAGAGUUCUCGUCGCAGCAGCCGAUGGCUUUUUGUACAUAUACAACCUAGAUCCAGUGGACGGAGGUGACUGUACGCUUCUCAAGCAACACAGGCUGGAUGGUCAAGUAGAAGGGGCCGAGGGCGGCCAUCUUGCAGGCGGUGUCAGCGGUGGGAUCGCCUCAGGACAAGCAGCAGCAUCAGCAGCAGCAUCAGACCAACCAGCUAGCAGCAGCAGGCCAUACUCUGGGGCAGCGUCAUUCGCAGCAGCAGCUGCCGCUGUGCCCAGGCAGGAACCACUGUCCACAUCGCCGCACCGAUCACCUGCUAGAGGUAGCCCAGCUAGGCAGGCCCAUGAUGCGGGCACCAGUGAUCUCCUAGGCGCAGCUGCUGAGGAACCCAAUCCCUACGACCCCCAGACCGGACUGAACACGCUCAGACUCGACGACGAUAAUGAAUUUCCUCCAAUGACGCACCACACCGAAACGUCCUAGCCCCUCGCGAUCAUGUUUCCCUGCUGACCACUGCCAAUAGCAGGCAUCAUCAGGCAUCGAACCCAUAUAAAGUAACAGUGGCUGAAGCUUUAACUUCCUCAAUCCUGCAAAAUCGUCCUGAAACCUUCAAGUCGAUUUGGAAGGAUGUCGGAUGGUAAUGGUUAUUGUGUAAAGAAGGGAUGUUCAUAAUUGUUGAGAAAAUUGUCACGCCUUGUAAUUGGACAACAUGAUGAAAGGUCUUUUUAAGCAUGGAAUCUAAAAGCUGUUGUCUUUUGUAAAAGUCAGCAGUGUGUUCAUAUCCAUGAUUGUCGUUGGAUUUUUUAAAGGCAACUUAUUUUGCGUAUUGAUGGCACGUGCUAUGGGUUCUUGACAGCAUGGUAGUUCCUGUGUCUGCUAGUGUUGCUGCAAUUCCAAAUAAAAAUCAGUGGUACAGUAUAUCUUACUUGUUCUGUGAAGGCAGAGUACAAAUUAAUUGUGAAAAGGACAUUUGACAGUACAAGAUUGUCUCAGUAUGGGUUCAGUCCAACAAGAGAAGGCGCUUUUUUACCAGUUUCGAGAGCUGCGUGGACGGGACACACUGCGUGCAUGUACCGGAUCGUGCGGGCGCGCAUACAGCGCGAAGUACACACGACUUAUUUUAUUCUGCAUGUGCACAUAGCAUAGCAUCUUCGUGUGAGCCACAGGCGUCUUUUGCAUUGGCACAAAUGUCUUUCUUAGUGGUCUCCCCCAACUCUCCCUUUCUUACCCUUGAGGGGGUACUUGUGCACGGAGCCCAUAUGAGCAAUGAAUUUCAGAUGCUGACACUUCAGUUGACAGACCCUUUUCAAGGAUUCGCCAUCUUGGAUUAAUUUCACUUGUCUUGUUUCAUAAUGUCGUGUCUCUCUGGGGAAAAAUAGAAUAUCAUUACAAUUGUUUGCCAUUUGAGAGAUCAUGCGAUUUUCAAAAUAAAUCCAAUAUGGCGAUAUCCUUGAAUUGUGCCAUGCCCCCACUACAUGCACAAUGCUAGUCAUGCAAUAUAUUUCUGCACUCGCUAAUAUGCUGGCGCUGCUUUUGUCAAAACCACUUUUUGUAUCCACCCGGGUUUCUUGUGUAUCGCUGUUUUUUGAGCGACGAUGGUGUACAAAAUACAGUCAACAGAUUAACGGAGGAACUUGUACAAAGUUUUUAAUGCUAAACUUGAAAGCUAGCAGUGUGGAAAAAAAAAAUUUGUUUCCGUCUUGCAAUGAUUUUUUUCCAAGUUGUUCAUUGGAACAAAAUUAAUGUUUUAUCACUUAUCUUAUAUAAAUACAAAAAAAGUAUCUUUGAUUUGGUGAUAAGAUUCUUUGAGGUACCUCUGAUGUGUAUUACCUUUUACAAAUUUAAAAUUUAUUGAGAGAUUAGUAAAUUUAUUAACAAGUACUCAGUAGCUGAUAGAUUAGAUGUGCUCUUUGCUCUAAAAGGAAUUUUAAAGUUUUUUUUUUUAAUGGAUGUUAACUUUGAAUUAUUGUCUUCUUGGCAUUUAUUUGAUUGUUUGAAGUAAAAAAAAAACAAGCACAGCACAGUCCGAUGGCUGGAAUUGCAGUAUUACAAAUUUCAUUGAGAAAUUAUUUCGUCUUCUCAAAAGGCAUUUUGAAUCUCUAUUAACUGUGACACAGCAUGUAGUUUGUUUUACAUGGAAACUGAAAAUGUGCUUACAACUAAAGCUGAAAAUAGAAAAAGGAAUAAAUUGUUCUGCGAAUAUUCGUCCAGCUUGGAGUUGAACAGCUGGAUUGGAUUGAAGAAG